Messenger RNA from Cimex lectularius (bed bug), 1716 nucleotides. RefSeq names its product zinc finger CCCH-type with G patch domain-containing protein. The coding region runs from base 115 to 1653 and encodes 512 amino acids. Gene Ontology annotation, molecular function: RNA polymerase II cis-regulatory region sequence-specific DNA binding; DNA-binding transcription factor activity, RNA polymerase II-specific; metal ion binding. The transcript has 10 exons. Gene Ontology annotation, cellular component: nucleus. Gene Ontology annotation, biological process: negative regulation of DNA-templated transcription; regulation of transcription by RNA polymerase II. NCBI's taxonomy places the organism in Eukaryota, Metazoa, Arthropoda, Insecta, Hemiptera, Cimicidae. The record is from RefSeq and is a predicted model, not a curated record.
UUGUCACUUGUCGUUGUCAGGUUACAAUCUGUUAUGUACAUUUUAUACAAUAACUCAUCCGUUUUUCUUCAACGGAACUGUUUUACCAUUGCAGUAUGAACUGAACGGGGUGAAAUGGAGAGCGCGGAAUCCCUUAAGGAGUCCAUCGAGCUCUACAAAGCCCAGUUGGACCAGAUAAAGCAAGCCCUCACAUCUACUGAAUCUGAAGAAGAUAUCUCCAAACUCACCAGCCUGAAGAAUGACAUCGAAGAGCUUCUUCGAUUAACACAAGACAGCCUUGACACUCUUGAAAAUAAGAAGGAUGAUCCACUCAAUGAUGAAUAUGCCCUCUUCAAGGCAGAACUUGAAAGUCUUGAGGGAAAUUGUAAUGGUGACGCCAUCGAAGAGAAACCAAAAGUCGAAGAGGCACCCUGUAUCAAAGAUGAACUGUCAGAGCUUGUGGGUUCAAAAUGCCAAGCACCAUACACAAACAAGUUCGGAGUUGUUUCUUAUGGCAACGGUCUUGUAUUGAAUGUUGAGAUGACUGAAUCUGUUACCGAUUUGGAAAAUAUUAUGGUUCGCGUUAUGUUUACAAACCCAACUGAGAAAAACAUGGUGCCUUGUCCGUAUUUCCUCGACAACAAAUGCAACUAUGGUGAAGAGAAGUGCAAGUAUUCCCACGGUUAUUUGGUAUCCUUUGCCCAGCUUCGAGAAUACAAGGAGCCGGAUUUCACCAAGCUGAAACGAAAAUGCAGGGUUUUAGCAAAGAUAGGCAACUCAGACCUUUGGUUCCAAACAAUUAUUGAAAAUAUGUGUGACGACGAGUAUUGCUACAUUAAAUUUGGGAAAGAAUUAGUUAAAGUUCACAUGUCGAACAUUCUGCCUUUAAAUGAUUCUGAGGAUAGUGACAGCGAUCUUACUUCGGAUAGUGAAUUGGAUGAAAUCGAAGAAAAUCAAGCAGAUGAAAUUGAAGAAAAUCAAGCGUUUCGAUUAAACCAAGAGGCUAUGGUUGAAUUGAGCUUAAGUAGGACUGUCAAUCCUAAAAAACUCGGUGCAUGGGAGGCUCACACAAAGGGUAUAGGCUCCAAGUUAAUGCAAAAAAUGGGAUACAUUGUGGGUUGUGGUCUAGGAAAAAAUGGUGAGGGGAUCCUCAACCCCGUAGAAGCUCAGGUCCUACCUGCUGGGAAAUCAUUAGAUCAUGUUAUGAACCUAAAAGAACAGGCUGGAGGAUCAAAAGAUUUGUUUUCAGCAGAUAGGGUCCAAAGGAAACUUGCAGCCCAAGCUCUCCGCCGAUCCAAACGAGAAUAUCAUAGACAAAAAAAUUUGGAAAAACAUAACGUUUUCAAUAUAAUCAACAAUAAAUUGAACUUAGGUGCUGGACCGUCUAAGCAAAAGACUAAAAAGCCGAAAGUGAACAACCUUCAAUUGUCCACGAACCAAGAGUUGAACGUGGAAAGGUUCAAAAUAGCCGAGGAUAUACGUGAAUCACAAAAGCAGAUCUAUAUACUGAGCGAGUCGCUGACACGGCACAAGCCCGGCUCCGUUCCGCACAAUCAUAUCCGGGGGAAACUUGAAUCUGAGCAUAACAAGCUGGCCUCACUACAGACCUUUGAUAAUAAAGUUGAGCGUGAACAAAUACUAAGAGAAACUAAAAAGAAGAUGACAAUUUUUUGAACUUUUUUAUUUUUAAUUUAUAAAUAAUUUUCUUUCAUACUGCAACAGUUUAAUUUAUUGUAA